Messenger RNA from Aphanomyces astaci, 1071 nucleotides. RefSeq lists its product as hypothetical. Bases 1 to 1071 code for a protein of 356 amino acids. The transcript is spliced from 3 exons. Lineage: Eukaryota; Oomycota; Saprolegniomycetes; Saprolegniales; Verrucalvaceae. The record is from RefSeq and is a predicted model, not a curated record.
AUGGACAACUGGUACUCGUCGGUGGAGUUGUGUUUGACGCUGCUCAAGAUGGGCAUGUAUUGCCGAGGAAUGGUUCGAAGCAACAGAGCGCACAACCCACGGUUCGGCAUGUUCGACAAGAAGCAGAUCAAGUCCGUCAUGCGCGGUUCAAGUCUAGUGUCCGUCGCUACAUCUCUUGGCAUCAUUGCCGUUUCCUGGCUCGAUGGUACAGUCGUGAACAUGCUAUCUACUGCGGAUGCAACUACGAAGUCGUAUGUCCAUCGCCGAAUUGGAAGUGAAACUCGCCAACAAGAAUGCCUGUCACUCGUCGGCCUGUACAACAAGUACAUGCAAGGUGUGGACCGCCACGAUCAACUCCGCGAACGGUUCUCGAUCGCGUCGGGUGCAAGUUUCAAGCACUGGUACAAGAAGCUCGGGUUUGCACUCGUCGACAUUGCUAUCACCAACUUGUACGUGCUCUACACGCUCUGCGAACCAGUGAAUCGACGCGACUCGCACAUGCAUUUCCAAACAAAGCUCGCGAACCAAAUGCUGUUUGAAACGGAUUGGACAUUGUUUUCGGAGACCCAAGUACCAAUGGAGUACGCCAACGUACCAAUGACUCAGUCUGCGAAGGUUCUUAAAAAGGCGGCGGCCGACAAGGCGGCAGCCGAAGGCAAAGCCGCUGCUCUGAAGCGCGACGCUUCUCUUCGGCAGCCGCCAACGCCCUCAUUCACUUGUCGGGCGACGGACAAGCAAGCGGAAGUGUCGUACGACCAGCGUAUGCGCCGUUACUGUGUCGUUUGCUACUUCGAGCGGAACAAAGAACUCAUCAAGACGCAGUGGUGCGACGUGCACAAAGUGUACUUAUGUACAAAGGCCUACGUGCCAAGCGACCAGCAAGUCCCAGCGCACGUCUGCCCUCAUGCCGCGUGGUCCUGCUGGGACAAAUUUCACUCUUUCUAUCAUCCGAAGGGCCUUUUCAAGAAGGACGGCAAGAUGGAUCGAGGCAGCGAACUGUACAGAUUGAAGAAGCAUAGUGUGAUGGAACACAAGGCGAGCAGCGCGAAGAAAACUCUCAUUUUUCUUUAG